Molecule: messenger RNA, 2304 nt
Organism: Linepithema humile (Argentine ant)
Lineage: Eukaryota; Metazoa; Arthropoda; Insecta; Hymenoptera; Formicidae
Source: RefSeq, a predicted model, not a curated record
AAUUAUAGAGUGCAUCUGUAAUACGUUUAAAUGCGCGCUUCAUACACGACACUUCCGGCUGAACUCCUUAUCUGACACUCCGAAAUGUUGUAAAUUCGAUGUGCCGACGGGCUUGAAGCUGCGGGAAGCCUUUUCUUCGCGCAACUGCCAACUACUAUUGCGUGUUAUUAACCUGCACAACUAAUUCGACAGGCUCUCUGACCUCCUUCUCCUCUUAGAGCGCAGUCGGACUAGCAAUUUCUCCUGCGUGCAGACCAUGCUACGGCCAGUUUUUUAAACAAUAUAUAUAUAUUGACACUCAACGCUAUGCCAGAUAAGAACAAAGUUUUGGUCGGUGCUGGAGUAAUAUGGGGUGUAACUCUUUGCUGUCUUUUAUUUAGUCGCAAGUUACGACCCAUGGCAUUGUUAAAUUUCAUCCCUGCUAUCUUAUAUUAUCGCAAUCAAAAAAUGGAGAAUGAGGAUGAACAGAAACUUAACACAAAUGAUGCUGGUACAUCAUCAAUGAACUGUGAUACUAAUGUACAUACUACUACACAAAAUGAAGUGCAAAAUAAGCAACCAACACCAAAUUUUAUGAUGGGAGGAUUGGCAGGAGCAUCGCCACCAAAAUUCGUGUCUUUUGAUGAAAUUGUAAAAGCUGCCAAUGGAAUGAAAAAUAUGGCCUUAGCGCACGAAAUUGCAGUAGAUAAAAAUUUUCAACUGCAAAAAUUGGAACCAGAUGAUGGUAGUUUUCAUAGGCGAGUAAAAGAAAUAAUGCACAAAGCUUUUUGGAAUCUGCUGGCGGAGCAGUUGGCUGAAGAUCCGCCAGAUUAUUCGCACGCACUGGUUUUAUUGAAAGAAAUUAAAGAAUCAUUGGAUGAACUUGUACCACCGCAAAAUUCAAGAAUCAAAGAAAAUAUCAGAGAAGUGCUUGAUCUGGACCUGAUUAAACAGCAAGCGGAGAAAGGUGUAUUAGAUUUUCAGCAUUAUGCGCAAUACAUAAUUUCUAUUAUGAGUAAAAUAUGCGCGCCAGUUAGAGAUGAGAAAAUCAGAGAACUUUCACAGCAAGGGGACAUAAUUGAAACGUUCAAAGGUGUCAUGGAAUUGUUGCAGUUAAUGAGAUUGGACUUGGCAAAUUUCACUAUCACAAUGAUGAGGCCAAGUAUCAUCGCCUCGAGUAUCGAAUAUGAGAAAGCAAAGUUUGCCGAAUUUCUCAAGGUUAAUUCAAACGGUUUGCAAUAUACAGAGAGAUGGUUGCUGAGACAUUUUGAUCCAGAAAAAAUUACGGGCUCAUCAGGCGCCAAUACUAAUAAUAUAAGACAAAUUACUCAUUCUUUAUUGACAGAGGCGUAUCUAGAUCUCUUGGAGUGGGAUUUCAGCCCGGAUGCUGAGACGUUGAUGUUAGACCAAGGAAGACUUCUGGAAUUGCGUGAUAUAAUCAGCAGAUUGAGUGUCGUCGGUUCUGUGAUAUUGUUGGUUAAUAAUACAGUUGGUGCUCCAAUUCAUGGAAUUUCGAGCUUUAAAAAAAAUAUUAAGGAACACUUGAACGCGUUGUUGGAUUCUGCGCAUUCAAACAAAGAUCUAGAAACUGCAAUGCCAAAUAUUGUACUACAAGUUAAAGAAGAUGUAAAAACGACGUUACAGGAAGUCAAUGCUCCAGAGUUAUCUCCAGAAUUAGAAACAUUGCUGGAAGGCCAGAUAGCUGAUCUUGUGGAUACAAAACAUAAGAUCAGAUACCUUGUCAGUUUGCGAAUUAGACAAUUUCUGCAGAAAAUCAUUCAAUCGCAAUCCAUUGCGCCACAACAAGUACCGCCAGGCCUCUCUUCGCUGCAAGAAGAAUUGACGGCCAUUGAUGCCCGAUUCGUUAUACUUGUUUCACACAAUCGCAGCGUAUUUGGCGAGUAUUAUCAAGACAUCAUUGCAAACGCGCUCGCGAGAAGUGAUGUUGACAAUAAUAAAGAGAUACAUGGAGCUCAUACAAUGGAAUUGUAAAAAAAAAAUGGAAAAGAUGGGAUUAAAUAUACACAAUGUUAGUACACUCGACUCUCGGUUAUGUUUGUCAUACAUGUCGUGAGAUGUGUUCGAUACAUCAAAGUUGUUUUCAAGCAGUUAAAUUUCCUUCAAUAAAGACAGAUAAGUAUUGAACUGCAUUGAGUUUCAUUGCUCUACAUUUCUGUUACCAACGUAAUAGAAUCAUUUUUCUUUUUCGAUUAGAAAACAAUGUGUCGAGGUGCGAGUGUAUAUAAUUUUUCUUACUUAUGUCCAUUGUACAUAAUGGACGAUAUUCAUAAAUUAUAUAUUACAUGGUUAACAAAAUAGAAAAGA